UUUUACUUUUCUAAUUUUCAUUUCUCUUUCGUGUCCAAAUUCCCUUUAUUUUAUUUUUGUUCCUCCAGAAUCCACCGCCUUGUUACAUAAUUGACUAUCUUUUUCACCGCCUAUAAACCUUCUACAAAUUGCUAUACUUUGCCACAUUUCGGUUUUUCAUCUCAGCUACGCGAAAAAACAAGCACACAGUGUGAAUCUCUGUCUUUUUUUUUUUUUUCUUCAUGCACAGAACUUUUCUAUCAUCGCCAUGGCCGAGAGCUUGAACAAACUCGCAGACGCUGUCUUCUCGGAUAGCAAGCCCUUGUCGUCUAGCGAUCUCCUUCACAGGCUUCGUUCCUCCUCCGAUGACUCUAUCAGACCGGGCUUAGAGAAGCUUUUUCUGAUUCUUAAACACGGUGUUGAACCUGUUGAAGACGGAAAGUUAGGGCUUCAAUCAUGGAACGGCUCGCAGAUUCAAGCAGUUUGUUCGCUAUCGUCUGCGAUCGCUUCCGCUUCUCGAUCUCUAUCGGUGGAGCAAGCAGAGGCCAUACUCAUUGCCGUUGUACAACAGUCACUGGAAUUUGCUGUAUGUUAUUUGGAGAAGUCAGAGUUCAAUGCUGAUGAUUUUAGUAAUCAGAGUAAUGUGGUACACCUUUUGGAGACUGCACUGGUUGAUGGAUCGGAUAAACUAUCUGAUCCCUUGCAACCUUGUUCUGUAAAUAGUCUGGUAGACAUUUUACCAUCGGUCUCGGGUAAUUAUGGUGGUAUUGAUUUUGAUAACUGCAUUAGAUGCAGUCGUCAAGGAGCCAGUUGCUCACGGGAGGAGAAGCUGGUGGAUCGGCUUUUUAUAACAUUAGCAUCUGAGUGCAUGCAAUCUGAUAGGCAGAUCCCUGGGUUAAGUGAACCUGCUUUUCCUCAAGAUUUGAAGAAAUUGAUCUUCCUAUACCAACACUGGGCAGUUGCUCAUGUUGGUUGCAUUCGCCAUUUGAUUUUGGUCUGCAAAGAAUUGAUUGUACUCCCAGAUAUUUUUGAUGAGAAGAUGGCGGGCACAAACUUUCGCAAGAGACUAUCCUUCAGUUUGAGGAUUUUAAAGUUACUUGGAAGUUUUAUGAAGGACAUUCCAUAUAUUGAAUAUGAUACUUCAUUGGUGCAAGCAGUUGCUUAUUUUGCUGAUAUAUUACCAUGCUUAUUUAGAUCUGGAUUUGAAUUUGUGAAUAGCAAUUCUGCAAUUGACGGUAGUUUUGAGAGCCUUGUGCUGUUGCUAAUGGAAGAAUUUCUUGAACUUGUCCGAGGUAUAUUUUGCAACAGCCAUAUUUUUGUGAAUGUUCAAGCUUGCAUGGUAGCUUCUAUUCUGGACAAUUUGGACUCGUCUGUUUGGAGAUAUAAUAAAUCUGCUGCUAACCUGAAGCCUCCACUAGCUUACUUUCCCAGGAGUGUUAUUCACAUGCUAAAAAUCCUUCGUGACCUCAAAAGACAAACCAACAGGGUCCUUAAUUGGAAGGUUUUGAAUACAGAAGUUGGUGGUAUUAAUGUCGAUCAACCUUCAUGUCAUGUUCAUUUUGAGGAAGUUCCUUUGCUUAAAAGGUACACGUUCGAGCAGCUAUUGGAGAAGAUAUUCCCAUCCUCUAUCCAGUGGGUGGAUAAUUUGAUGCAUGCUAUCUUUUUCCUUCACUCUGAAGGUGUGAAAUUAAGGCCAAAAGUGGAAAGAUCAUCUUCUAGUGGUGCUAAAACUAGUUGCACCUCUGAGUUGGAAAGUGCAGUUUGCCAUGAAGAUGAAGCCCUCUUUGGAGAUCUUUUCUCUGAAGGCGGUCGCUCUGUUGGAUCUACAGAUGGGUAUGAUCAGCCACAAGUGGCUGUUAAUUCUAGCUCCAGUCAUUCUAAUAUGCCUAUUGAAGCUGCUGCGGAGUUAUUAAGCUUUCUCAAAGAGUGCAUCUUUUCCCCUGAAUGGCAUUCUUCUAUUUUCGAGGAUGGUUGCAAGAAACUUAGCAGAAACCAUGUAGAUAUUUUGUUCUCCUUACUCCUGUGCCAGGGUUGUUGUUAUGAUGAUAAGACUUCUGAUAGCUGUUACCCUUUAUAUGAAGAGAAAAAGGCUGGUCGUGUCCAUGGAAUCUGCUUUGAACUGUUGCAAGAUCUUCUUACACACCGUGCUCUGUCUGAUUCACUUGAAGAGUACUUUGUUGAGAAAAUUUUGAAAGUUGAAAAUGAAAUGUUUGUUUACAAUGAUCAGACCCUUAUAUUGUUGGCCCACACUCUUUUCUGUAGGGUGGGUAUGGCUGGCAGCCAAUUGAGAACCCAAAUUUUCAAGGGUUUUGUGGGUUACAUUCUUGAGAAGGCAAAAGUUGUUUGUUUAAAAUGUCCUAGCCUGAAGGAGCUGCUUGCCACCCUUCCUUCUUUAUUUCAUAUUGAGAUUCUUCUUAUGGCAUUUCACCUAUCGUCUGAAGGGGAAAAAGCAACAUUUGCAGACUUAAUAUUCUCUUCCCUCAAAUCAAUUGAUGCUCCAACAUUGGGUUUUAACAGCUCACAUUUGUCAUGUUGGGCUUUACUGGUUUCAAGGUUGAUUUUGGUGCUUCGUCAUAUGAUAUUUUACCAGCAUACUUGUCCUUCAUCAUUGGUUCUACAUGUGCGGUCAAAGCUGAGGGAAUUCCCACUCUCAUCUCCAAGUCUGCCUGACUAUGUGAGUGAUCAUUUGUCAUCAUGGGCUUCAAUUGCAGUGAAGAAUGUAAUGGGUUCAUGGGUUGAGGAAGAGCCUGCCGUGAAUAGCUUGAUAAAUCAACUUAUUGACAUUUCAGCUCUUCCUGCUUCACUUUCUAGGGAUGAUAUGGCUGUUGACUGCUUGCACUUGAAUUGGGAUGACAUUUGUUCAACCUUUUCAUGGAUUCUUGGGUUCUGGAAAGGUCAACGAGCUACGGUGGUUGAGGACCUUAUUAUUGAAAGAUACAUUUUCCUGCUUUCUUGGGAUUUGCCUACCAUGGCAUCUACAUUUGACCAAAUGCUUCCCUCCUGGUUGGGCUCAGAGGCUCCUGACAGUUCUAACAUGGUACAUUUCUUUUACUUCUGCCACUCAAUUCUGGGCCAUUGUGAUGCCCUUGAAAAGGGUUUUAAUUAUCCAGAAUUUGUAGUUACUUUGCUUCAGCUCUUGAAUGCUGAGCAUAUACCUGAGGACAUUGAUGAACUAGGCUGGGACUUCUUGAGAAAUGGGAUGUGGCUGUCUUUGGUAGCCUCCUUGCUUAAUGUUGGUAUAUGGAGAUAUGGCAUGAAGAAUACAGUCCCUGGAAUUGGUUCGACCUGGAUUGACAACACGUCUAAGGACAAUGAGUAUAUCACUUUUGCUGAGGGCUUAAUUUCAUCCACGUUGGAGGCUGGUCAAGUUUCGAUGUUGGUGAAGGUGUUGUCAACCAUGUUGAUUAGAUAUUUACGAGUUUUUCAAAAUUCCUUUUUAGCUGCCUUUGACAAUAGCCUGAAGAUUGCUAAUAGGUUUUCACAUUUACUGCUCCUCAAACAUUCUGGAUUUGAAAAAUGCCUUCUGGAUGAGAUUGAAAAGAUUGGGUCUGAUUCUGUUCAGCUGGAGUCUGUUUUUGACCUCUUACCUAAAUUGGAUGCUACAAUUGACAAAAGAGCUUCAGGAAUAUUAUCUAAGGCCUCUUUGGAAUGUACAUUGCAUGGUUUCCCCUUUAAUCUUCGAGUUCCCACUGGAAUCCUUCUUUCAUGUGUUAUUGGCAUAAGAGGGAUUAUUUCCAUUUUGGAUGGGCUUCUCAAAAUAAAAGAUAUAAGAGAGAAUGUCAGCUUGGAUUCUGAGGUACUUCGACAAAUUCUUGAUGUGGUAAUGGCUAUCAAGUUUGAUAGGAUCUUUCAUAGCAUUCAUGAUAAAUGUGAUGCUAUUUAUCAUAGCUUGAGUGAGGGAUUAGGAGGAUCAGACUAUGCUGGAUUAUUUCUACUGACUCACAUGGAGGGAUUUUUAAGGGACAUGAAUGCGAGAGGUGUAAGUCAUAACAGUAUCCGUGAGUGUGUAAUUACCAAGGCUGUUGAGACCAUGGAUAGCCUCAGGAAAGAGCCUUCAAAGUUUGUUAUAUUCAAAUUUUAUCUUGGGUUGGAAGAUGUUUCCCAGCAGAUGAAGGAGCUUUUUGAGUUGCAACGUGGUGAUUUAUUGGUUCUGAUUGAUUCACUAGAUGAUUGUCACUCUGAAUCAGUUAAUGUGAAGGUCCUUAAUUUCUUUGUUGAUCUUUUAGACGGAGAGUUUUGCCCUGAUUUAAAACAAAAGAUACAAAAUAAAUUCCUUGGCAUGGAUUUGGUUAGACUAUCAAAAUGGUUGGAAAAGAGGCUUCUAGGUUGCAUUACGGAAGCUUCUGAUGGGGUCAACAGUGGAAAAGGGUGUGCUUCUUCUCUCAGAGAAUCAACUAUCAAUUUUAUUAUGUGCCUUGUAUCCUCACCAUCUGAAUUGAAAGCAAAAGAACUGAAGAGUCACAUUUUUGAAGCUGUGCUGGUUUCGCUUGACCAUGCAUUUUUGCUAUUUGAUAUUCAUGUGGCAAAGUCCUUUAUCCAUUUUGUUGUUCAACUAUCCCAGGGGGAAAAUUCAAUGAAAUUGCUGUUGAAAAGGAUUGUGAUGCUGAUGGAGAAGUUGGCUGGUGAUGAACAUUUGCUACCAGGGCUGAAGUUUCUUUUUGGCUUUCUUGGAUCUAUCUUGAGUGAUUGUGGCUCUGGUAAGAAUAGACCUGAAGGGUCUAUCGGGAAGUCUUUGUCUGGCAAUAUCCUUGGUAUGGAAUCUAUCACUUCCAGGACUGCAGGGUCAACGAAAAAUUCUGAAACACUGGUUCUUUCUGCUAAUCAAGAAGGGGAAUCCACAGCUCUUGAAUGUGAUGCAACUUCUUUAGAUGAGGAUGAAGAUGAUGGAACUUCUGAUGGUGAGGUGGCUAGCCUUGAUAAGGAUGAGGAAGAGGAUAUUAACAGUGAAAGGGCUUUGGCUUCCAAAGUUUGCACAUUUACCUCUAGUGGUAGCAAUUUCAUGGAACAACACUGGUACUUCUGUUAUACAUGUGAUCUAAUUGUCUCAAAAGGCUGUUGCUCUGUGUGUGCAAAGGUUUGUCAUCGUGGUCACCGUGUUGUUUAUUCUCGUUCAAGUCGAUUUUUUUGUGACUGUGGAGCUGGGGGUGUUAGAGGCAGCAGUUGUCAAUGCCUAAAGCCACGGAAAUUCACUGGAACUAGCAGUGCACCAGUCCGUAGUUCUAGUAGUUUUCAGUCAUUUUUGCCAUUCACGGAGGAUGGGGAUCAGCUGCCAGAAAGUGAUUCAGACCUUGAUGAUGAUCCUUACGUGGACAUAGAUAACUCCCUCAGGUUAUGCAUUCCAAAAGAGCUUCAAGAUCAGAUCCCACAAUUGCUUGAAGAACUCAAUGUUGAAGGUCGGGUGCUUGAGCUUUGCUCUUCAUUAUGGCCUGCUAUAACUAGCAAAAGAGACUCUAAUCUGUCAAAAGACAAUAAAAUCAUUCUUGGUAAAGACAAGGUUCUUUCAUUUGGUGCUGAUCUCUUGCAAUUGAAGAAGGCAUAUAAAAGUGGGUCAUUAGAUUUGAAGAUAAAGGCAGAUUAUUCAAAUGUGAAGGAACUUAAAUCACAUUUAGCUAGUGGGUCUCUUGUCAAAUCACUGCUUAGUGUCAGUCCUCGAGGUCGACUGGCUGUUGGAGAAGGUGACAAAGUUGCUAUAUUUGAUGUUGGGCAAUUAAUUGGACAAGCCACCAUAGCACCUGUGACAGCAGACAAGACCAAUGUUAAACCACUGUCUAAGAAUGUUGUUCGCUUUGAAAUUGUGCAUCUUACUUUCAAUUCAGUGAUGGAGAAUUAUCUUGCUGUAGCAGGUUUCGAGGACUGUCUGGUCCUUACCUUGAAUCCUCGUGGUGAGGUGACUGACCGUCUUGCCAUUGAACUUGCACUGCAAGGUGCUUAUAUCAGGCGGAUAGACUGGGUUCCAGGUUCUCAGGUUCAGUUAAUGGUGGUUACCAACAAGUUUGUUAAAAUAUAUGAUCUAUCACAGGAUAACAUCAGUCCAGUGCACUACUUCACCUUGCCUGAUGACAUGAUUGUUGAUGCAACACUAUUUGUGGCUUCCCAGAGAAGAAUGUUUCUUAUUGUUCUUUCAGAACAUGGAAGUUUAUACAAGCUAGAGUUGUCGGUGGAAUGUAAUGUUGGGGCCACACCAUUGAAGGAAAUAAUUCAGGUACAAGGCAGAGAGAUUCAUUCGAAGGGCUCAUCUUUGCACUAUUCAUCAACUUAUAAAUUACUCUUCCUAUCCUAUCAAGAUGGGACUACUUUGGUAGGCCGACUAAGCUCAAAUGCCACAUCUCUAACUGAGAUUUCUAUCAUAAAUGAAGAAGAACAGGAUGGUAAAUUGCGGCCUGCAGGAUUGCACCGUUGGAAAGAGUUGGUGCCUGGUAGUGGUUUAUUUGUUUGUUUCUCAAGUGUAAAAUCGAAUUCUGCACUUGCAAUUUCCAUGGGAGCUGAUGAGUUAUUUGCUCAGAACAUGAGACAAGCAGUGGGUUCAACCUCUCCUAUAGUUGGGGUAACUGCUUACAAGCCUUUAUCCAAAGAUAAGAUUCACUGUCUUGUUUUACAUGAUGAUGGUAGCCUUCAGAUAUACUCGCAUGUCCCAGUGGGAGUUGAUGCUGGUGUUAAUAUCACUGCUGAGAAAGUUAAAAAAUUGAAUUCUGGUAUCCUCAGCAAUAAGGCUUAUGCUGGUCUCAACCCAGAAUUUCCACUAGACUUUUUUGAGAAGACAGUGUGCAUUACAGCAGAUGUGAAACUAGGUGGUGAUGCCAUUAGAAAUGGUGAUUCCGAAGGAGCUAAGCAGAGCUUGGCAUCUGAGGAUGGCUUUUUAGAAAGCCCCAAUCCAUCAGGAUUUAAGAUAUCGGUCUUCAACUCAAACCCUGACAUUGUCAUGGUUGGUUUUCGUGUGCAUGUGGGUAAUACAUCAGAAAAUCAUAUACCUUCUGAAAUUACUAUUUUCCAGAGGGCCAUUAAAUUAGAUGAUUGCAUGCGGUCUUGGUAUGACAUACCAUUUACAGUUGCAGAAUCACUUCUUGCUGAUGAGGAGUUUACAAUUUCUGUUGGACCCACUUUUAAUGGCUCUGCUCUGCCUAGAAUUGACUCUCUUGAAGUUUAUGGUAGGGCAAAGGAUGAGUUUGGUUGGAAAGAGAAAAUGGAUGCAGUGUUGGACAUGGAAGCUCGUGUGCUUGGUUGCAAUUCCUUGCUUGCUGGAUCUGGUAGAAAACGCAGGUCUAUGCAGUCUGCUCCUAUUCAGGAGCAGGUCAUAGCAGAUGGUCUUAGGGUCCUAUCCAGGCUUUACUCAUUAUCUAGGUCUCAAGGGAGCUCAAAAGUUGAGGAUGUGAACUUGGAGUUGAGAAAAUUAAAGUGCAAGCAAUUAUUAGAAAAAAUAUUUGAAAGUGACCGAGAACCUUUGUUGCAGACUGCUGCUUGCCAUGUGUUGCAGUCUGUGUUUCCCAAAAAGGAAAUCUAUUACCAUGUUAAGGACAGUAUGCGGCUUCUCGGAGUGGUGAAGUCUACCUCUCAACUCUAUUCAAAGGUUGGAGUUGGUGCCAACACUGGAACAUGGAUAAUUGAAGAGUUUACAGCCCAGAUGCGUGCAGUUUCUAAGAUUGCAUUACACCGUAGGUCUAACUUGGCUACCUUUCUUGAGAUAAAUGGUUCGGAAGUGGUUGAUGGGCUUAUGCGAGUUCUAUGGGGAAUCUUGGAUUUAGAGCAGCCUGACACUCAAACUAUGAACAACAUUGUUGUCUCCUCUGUAGAACUCAUUUAUUGUUAUGCUGAAUGUCUGGCUUUACAUGGAAAGGAUACAGGAGUACAUUCUGUUGGACCUGCUGUUGUAUUAUUUAAAAAACUUCUGUUUUCUCCCAAUGAAGCUGUUCAGACUUCAAGCAGCUUGGCUAUAUCCUCAAGGUUGCUUCAGGUUCCAUUUCCAAAGCAAACCAUGUUAGCUACAGAUGAUGCUGUAGAUAAUGCAGUAUCUACCGCUGUUCCUUCUGACUCAACUGGUGGAAAUGCUCAAGUUAUGAUUGAAGAAGAUUCUAUUACUUCAUCCGUACAAUACUGUUGUGAUGGUUGCUCCACUGUUCCUAUACUUAGGCGGAGAUGGCAUUGUACUGUUUGUCCUGAUUUUGAUUUAUGUGAGGCAUGCUAUGAAGUACUAGAUGCAGACAGGCUUCCUCCACCACACUCAAGAGAUCAUCCAAUGACUGCAAUUCCAAUUGAAGUGGAAUCAUUAGGAGGAGAUGGCAAUGAGUUUCACUUCACACCCGAUGAUGCAAGUGAUUCAAGCAUGUUGCCAGCCAUGGUUGAUUCUAACACCCAAAAUUCAGCCCCAUCAAUUCAUAUCCUAGAAACCGAUGAAUCUGGAGAAUUUUCUGCCACAGUGAAUGACACUGUUUCAAUAUCUGCUUCAAAACGAGCUGUGAAUUCCUUGCUUCUCUCUGAGCUUCUUGAACAUUUAAAAGGAUGGAUGCAAUCAACUUCUGGGGUGCGGGCAAUCCCUGUUAUGCAGCUUUUCUACAGAUUAUCAUCUGCUGUGGGUGGACCUUUCAUAGAUGUCCCAAAACCUGGAAGCUUAGAUUUGGAUAAGUUAAUUAAAUGGUUUUUGGAUGAGAUUAACCUUGACGAACCUUUUAAUGCCAGAGCCCGCUCCUCUUUUGGGGAAGUUGCAAUUCUUGUAUUUAUGUUCUUCACCUUGAUGCUUCGAAACUGGCACCAGCCUGGCAGCGAUGGGACCAUGCCAAAACCCAGUGGAAGUACAGACACACAUGAUAAAAGCAUUACCCAUGUCGCACCCGCUUCUACUGCUGCUUCAUGCUCCUUAGAUGAUCAAGAGAAAAAUGAUUUCGUGUCCCAACUGCUUCGAGCUUGCAAUUCUCUUAGGCAACAAUCUUUUGUUAAUUAUCUAAUGGAUAUAUUGCAGCAGCUGGUGCAUGUUUUCAAGUCCCCUGCUUCUACUUGUGAAAGUGGAGGCACUGGUACUGGUUGUGGGGCUUUACUAACUGUUCGGAGGGAUUUGCCUGCUGGUAAUUUCUCCCCUUUCUUUUCAGACUCAUAUGCCAAGGCCCAUCGGGCAGAUAUUUUUAUGGACUACCAUAGGCUAUUGUUGGAGAAUACUUUUCGGCUUGCAUACACCUUAGUACGACCAGAAAAGCAAGAUAAGACUGGGGAGAAGGAGAAGAUUUUCAAGAUUUCGCCUGGUAAGGAUUUGAAACUGGAAGGAUAUCAGGAUGUUCUCUGCAGUUACAUCAACAAUCCUCACACAACUUUUGUUAGAAGAUAUGCAAGAAGGCUCUUCCUGCAUCUCUGUGGAAGUAAAACUCAUUACUACAGUGUUCGUGACUCUUGGCAGUUCUCAAGUGAGAUGAAGAAGCUUUCCAAGCAUGUAAAAAAAUCUGGUGGUUUUCAGAAUCCAGUACCAUAUGAGAGAAGCGUUAAAAUAGUGAAGUCCCUCUCUACUAUGGCUGAAGUAGCUGCUGCACGGCCUCGGAACUGGCAGAAGUACUGUUUGAGGCAUGGAGAUGUUUUACCCUUCUUGAUGAAUGGAGUAUUUUAUCUUGGAGAAGAGUCUGUUGUUCAGACUCUGAAACUAUUAAAUCUGGCCUACUAUACAGGAAGGGAUAUAGGCAAUUCUUUACAGAAAACUGAAGCUGCAGAUACAGGUAUAAGUUCAAACAAACUGGGUACGCAAUCUCAUGACCAGAAAAAGAAGAAGAAAGGUGAAGAUGGAACCGAGGCAGGUGCGGAGAAGUCAUAUCUGGAUAUGGAGUCAGUUGUAGAUAUCUUCUCUGAGAAGGGAGGAGAUGUCUUAAAACAAUUCAUUGAUUGUUUUCUACUGGAGUGGAAUUCAAGCUCUGUCCGUUCAGAGGCCAAGUGUGUUCUUUAUGGGGUCUGGUAUCAUGCAAAGCAGUCAUUCAAGGAAACCCUGUUGGUUGCUCUCUUGAAGAAGGUAAAAUGUCUCCCAAUGUAUGGUCAAAAUAUUGUUGAGUACACUGAACUUGUCACAUGGUUGUUGGGUAAAGUACCUGAUAUCAGCUCAAAGCAACAAAGUGCUGAACUUGUGGACCGUUGCUUGACCUCUGAUGUAAUUAGGUCCAUCUUUGAGACACUUCAUUCUCAAAAUGAGCUUUUAGCUAAUCAUCCAAAUUCCCGGAUAUACAACACUUUAAGUGGACUAGUUGAAUUUGACGGAUAUUAUCUUGAGAGUGAACCUUGUGUUGCCUGCAGCUCUCCUGAGGUACCCUACAGCAGGAUGAAGCUAGAAAGUCUGAAAUCUGAAACAAAGUUUACUGACAACCGCAUUAUAGUGAAAUGCACUGGGAGUUACACAAUACAGACAGUAACCAUGAAUGUUCAUGAUGCUCGUAAGUCUAAAUCAGUGAAAGUUUUGAAUCUGUAUUACAAUAAUAGGCCUGUGGCUGAUUUGUCAGAGCUGAAAAACAAUUGGUCUCUUUGGAAGCGUGCUAAGAGUUGUCACCUUGCUUUCAAUCAAACCGAAUUGAAAGUAGACUUCCCUAUUCCAAUAACUGCUUGUAACUUCAUGAUUGAACUGGACUCCUUCUAUGAAAAUCUUCAGGCUUUGUCUCUUGAACCUUUGCAAUGCCCACGAUGCAGUCGACCAGUCACUGAUAAGCAUGGGAUAUGUAGUAAUUGCCAUGAGAAUGCAUACCAGUGUAGGCAGUGUCGCAACAUCAAUUAUGAAAAUUUGGAUUCUUUCCUAUGCAAUGAAUGUGGAUACAGCAAGUAUGGUAGGUUUGAGUUUCAUUUUAUGGCAAAGCCAAGUUUUACAUUUGAUAAUAUGGAGAAUGAUGAAGAUAUGAAAAGAGGAUUGGCUGCUAUAGAAUCUGAAUCAGAAAGUGCCCAUAGGAGAUAUCAGCAACUUCUGGGCUUCAAGAAGCCUCUCCUUAAGAUUGUAUCAAGUAUUGGUGAGAAUGAAAUUGACUCACAACACAAGGAUUCUGUGCAGCAAAUGAUGGUCUCAUUGCCUGGACCUUCAUGUAAGAUAAACCGUAAAAUAGCUCUUCUGGGUGUCCUAUAUGGUGAGAAGUGCAAAGCAGCUUUUGAUUCUGUGAGCAAAAGUGUGCAGACACUACAAGGUCUACGUCGGGUUUUGAUGAAUUAUUUGCAUCAAAAGCAUUCUGAUAAUGGAGUGGCUGCUUCCAGAUUUGUUAUUUCCAGAUCUCCAAAUAAUUGUUAUGGCUGUGCAACUACAUUUGUCACACAAUGUCUUGAGAUAUUACAGGUGUUGUCGAAGCAUCCAAAUUCGAAGAAACAACUUGUUGCAGCUGGCAUCUUAUCGGAGUUGUUUGAAAAUAACAUCCACCAAGGUCCUAAAACAGCUCGCAUCCAAGCUAGGGCAGUUAUUUGUGCAUUCUCUGAGGGUGAUAUGAAUGCAGUUACUGAGUUGAACAGUUUAAUACAGAGGAAAGUCACUUACUGCCUUGAACAUCAUCGGUCCAUGGACAUUGCUUUAACCACCCGUGAAGAGUUGUCAUUGCUUUCAGAAGUCUGUUCUCUGUCUGAUGAAUUCUGGGAAUCAAGAUUGCGCAUAGUUUUUCAGCUGUUAUUUUCUUCUAUAAAAUUGGGUGCCAAACAUCCUGCCAUAUCUGAACAUAUUAUUCUUCCUUGCCUGAGGAUUGUAUCUCAGGCAUGUACUCCUCCAAAACCUGAUGGAGCGGACAAAGAAUCUAGCAUUGGAAAAUCUACCCCUGCUUCACAGAGCAAGGAGGAAAAUAAUCCAAAUGUGCAGGGAUCUUCGGGUGGACAUGUCAGUGGGAGCAAGUCUGCUCCAGAACCACCAGAGAAAAACUGGGAUGCUUCUCAGAAAACUCAAGAUAUUCAAUUGUUGAGCUAUUCAGAGUGGGAAAAGGGAGCAUCAUAUCUUGAUUUUGUUAGGAGGCAGUACAAGGUAUCCCUGGCAGUCAAAGGUGGUAGUCAAAGAACUCGGCCUCAAAGACAAGACUUCCUGGCUCUCAAAUACACACUUAGGUGGAAGCGGCUUGCUAGCAAGACUGCUAAGAAUGACUUAUCCUCAUUUGAACUGGGUUCAUGGGUUACUGAACUAGUUCUUAGUGCUUGUUCUCAAUCUAUAAGGUCAGAAAUGUGCAUGUUGAUAAGUUUACUCUGUGCACAAAGUUCAUCAAGAAAAUUUAGGUUGUUGAAUUUACUUGUGUCAUUGUUGCCGGCAACUCUUUCUGCUGGUGAAAGCGCUGCUGAGUAUUUUGAGUUGCUUUUCAAAAUGAUAGAGCCAGAAGAUUCUCGUCUAUUCUUGACUGUGCGGGGAUGUUUGCGUACAAUUUGUAAACUCAUUACCCAAGAAGUGAGCAAUGUUGAGUCACUAGAGAGGAGCCUGCAUAUAGAUAUAUCACAGGGAUUUAUCCUUAAUAAGCUCAUAGAACUCCUUGGUAAAUUUUUGGAGGUUCCCAAUAUUAGAUCCAGAUUCAUGAAAGACAAUUUGCUCUCUGAAAUUCUUGAGGCUCUUAUUGUCAUCCGGGGCUUGAUAGUGCAGAAGACAAAGUUGAUAAGUGAUUGCAAUCGGCUCCUGAAAGAUCUUUUAGAUAGCCUUCUGCUUGAAAGCAGUGAAAAUAAAAGGCAGUUCAUCCGUGCCUGUAUCUGUGGUUUGCAAAUCCAUGGAGAGGAGAGGAAAGGACGAACUAGCCUGUUUAUCCUAGAGCAGCUCUGCAAUCUUAUCUGUCCAUCAAAACCAGAGCCUGUAUAUCAAUUAGUUUUGAACAAGGCACAUACUCAAGAAGAGUUUAUCAGGGGAUCAAUGACAAAGAAUCCUUAUUCUAGUGCUGAGAUUGGCCCAUUAAUGCGUGAUGUUAAGAAUAAAAUUUGCCAUCAGUUGGAUCUGUUAGGCCUUCUUGAAGAUGACUUUGGAAUGGAGUUGCUAGUUGCAGGGAAUAUUAUCUCUCUUGAUUUAAGCAUAGCUCAAGUUUAUGAGCAAGUUUGGAAGAAGUCAAAUCAAUCUUCAAACUCCCUGUCUAGUACUACUUUGUUAUCUUCUAAUGCCACUGCAUCAGGCAGAGAUUGUCCACCCAUGACAGUUACUUAUAGGCUUCAGGGACUAGAUGGUGAGGCAACUGAACCUAUGAUUAAAGAAUUGGAGGAAGAUAGAGAAGAAUCACAAGAUCCUGAGGUUGAGUUUGCAAUUGCAGGUGCAGUGCGUGAAUAUGGUGGGCUUGAAAUUAUAUUGGGCAUGAUCCAGCAUUUGCGGGAUGAUUUUAAGUCCAACCAAGAGCAGUUGGUGGCAGUUCUCAAUCUUCUCAUGCAUUGCUGCAAAAUAAGAGAGAACAGACGGGCAUUAUUGAAGUUGGGAGCUUUAGGUCUACUUCUUGAAACAGCAAGGCAUGCUUUUUCAGUAGAUGCUAUAGAGCCAGCUGAAGGGAUUCUUUUGAUUGUGGAGAGUUUAACAUUAGAAGCAAAUGAAAGUGACAACAUUAGUAUCACACAGAGUGCUCUUACUGUUAGCAGUGAAGAAACAGGUGAACAAGCCAAGAAAAUUGUUCUCAUGUUCCUGGAAAGGUUGUCCCAUCCGUUGGGCUCUAAGAAAUCAAACAAACAGCAGAGGAACACUGAGAUGGUUGCAAGAAUCCUACCCUACUUAACAUAUGGUGAACCUGCAGCAAUGGAAGUACUAAUCCAGCAUUUUAUUCCUUACUUGCAAGACUGGAGUGAGUUUGACAGGUUGCAGAGACGACAUGAAGAUGAUCCAAAAGAUGAAAAUAUUGCUCAACAGGCCACCAAGCAGAGGUUCACACUGGAAAAUUUCGUCAGAGUUUCAGAAUCUCUUAAAACCAGUUCAUGUGGGGAGAGAUUGAAAGACAUUAUCCUUGAAAAAGGAAUCACUGGUGGUGCAGUUAGGCAUCUGAGGGAUAGUUUUGCAGUUUCAGGGCAAGCUGGCUUUAGAUCUAGUGCAGAAUGGGCAUUGGGCCUAAAACUGCCAUCAGUUCCACUGAUAUUGUCUAUGCUGCGGGGCUUGUCUAUGGGGCAUUUGGCCACUCAAAGGAGCAUCGACGAGGGAGGAAUUUUACCAUUGCUCCAUGCUCUUGAAGGAGUUGCUGGAGAAAAUGAGAUUGGGGCGAGGGCUGAAAACUUGUUAGACACACUUUCUAAUAAGGAAGGAAAAGGAGAUGGUUUCUUGGAGGAGAAGGUGAGGAAGUUGAGACAUGCCACCAGGGAUGAAAUGAGGCGCCUAGCUUUGAGGAAGCGAGAAGAAUUGCUACAGGGCCUUGGAAUGCGACAGGAGCUAGCUUCAGAUGGUGGUGAACGUAUUGUGGUUGCUCGACCAUUUCUUGAAGGUUUGGAAGAUGUGGAAGAAGAGGAGGAUGGUUUGGCUUGCAUGGUCUGCCGUGAGGGCUAUAGUUUGAGGCCCACCGACUUGUUAGGUGUUUACUCGUAUAGCAAGCGGGUGAAUCUAGGUGCUGGGACAUAUGGAAGUGCUCGUGGAGAAUGUGUUUAUACAACAGUUAGUUAUUUCAAUAUUAUUCAUUUCCAGUGCCAUCAGGAGGCCAAAAGAGCAGAUGCUGCCUUGAGGAAUCCAAAGAAAGAAUGGGAGGGAGCCACUCUCAGAAACAAUGAAUCUCUUUGUAAUUCUCUGUUCCCUGUGAGAGGCCCGUCUGUUCCACUAGCACAGUAUAUUCGCUUUGUCGACCAGUACUGGGACAAUCUCAAUGCUCUCGGACGAGCUGAUGGAAGUCGACUUCGGCUGUUGACUUAUGACAUUGUUCUGAUGCUAGCUCGGUUUGCAACAGGAGCAUCAUUUAGCGCAGAAAGCAGAGGCGGUGGAAGGGAAAGCAACUCUAGAUUUCUGCCUUUCAUGAUCCAAAUGGCUCGUCACCUCCUUGAUCAGGGAAGUCCUUCUCAGCGUCAUACCAUGGCUAAGGCCGUAUCAACUUAUUUAACAUCUACCACUGUCGAGUCCAGACCUUCCACUCCUGGAACACAACCUUCUUUGGGGACUGAAGAAACUGUUCAAUUUAUGAUGGUAAAUUCACUUCUCUCCGAGUCCUAUGAAUCUUGGUUGCAACACCGGCGUGCCUUCUUGCAGCGUGGCAUAUACCAUGCAUACAUGCAACACACACAUGGUCGGUCAGCAGGACGUGCAUCUUCUUCAAUAGUCAGAAUAGAUUCAGGAAGUCCCAGCAGAAGCUCUGCUGCAGAAACUGGGGGUUCUGAUGAGCUUUUGGGUAUUAUUCGACCCAUGCUUGUCUACACCGGCUUGAUCGAGCAGCUGCAACAUUUCUUCAAGGUUAAAAAAUCAAUAAAUGUGGUGUCAGCUGGGACAGAAGGAACUUCGUCAGUGUCAGAAGGAGAGGAUGACAGUGGAAGAUUGGAAGCUUGGGAGGUAGUGAUGAAGGAGCGACUGCUAAAUGUGAGGGAGAUGGUGGGGUUCUCUAAGGAGUUGCACUCAUGGCUUGAUGAGAUGAAUUCUGCCAGCGAUUUACAGGAGGCUUUUGACAUCAUCGGCGUAUUGGCUGAUGUGCUAUCUGGUGGGUUGACAAAGUGUGAAGACUUUGUUCACGCUGCAAUCAGUGCAGGGAAAAGCUGAGAAGAUUAGUCUGAUAUUAGGAGCAUCAUGUGUUUUCUGCUUUUACGGAUUUUAUAGGUUAUAUAAAGGCUGGGUUUUCUGUCUAUGCAGCUAUUGAUGGACCGCAUAUGUGAAUUUUAUUAGGCAUGUGCUUGAGACCCCCUUGAACGAAUGGGGGGUUUAGAACUUCAUGUUAUAUCCAACCUGAGUCUCUGUUAAACACAAGGCUCCUAAUGAAAUUCAUUUUUUCCCAUUAA
Molecule: messenger RNA, 15792 nt
Organism: Ziziphus jujuba (common jujube)
Lineage: Eukaryota; Viridiplantae; Streptophyta; Magnoliopsida; Rosales; Rhamnaceae
Product: auxin transport protein BIG
Exons: 14
Coding region: 248-15556 (5102 amino acids)
Biological process (GO): auxin polar transport
Cellular component (GO): plasmodesma; cytosol
Molecular function (GO): protein binding; zinc ion binding
Source: RefSeq, a predicted model, not a curated record